AUGCAGCAGCUGAGGCGCCAGCUGCAGCAGCACCCGGGCCUCGCCGCCCUGCGGCAAGCGCCCGACGCCGUCAUGGCCGCCCUGCGAGCCGACCCCGCGCUGCGAGACGCCGCGCGCGCCGACCCGGCGCUCGCCAGUCUGCUGCAGCCCGCCACGCUGCAGGCGGCGCUGCGCGCGCUCGAGGGCGGCGCGCUCGACGGCGCCGUCGACGCGUGCGCCGGGGCCGGCGCUGGCGCCCACGGUGCCGCGGCCGCGGCGAAUGCGGCGCGGGAGCAGCUGCAGGGGCUCGACGACGUGCUCGGCGGCAGCGCGCCUACCGAGCGCCGGAAGGCGCUGAUGCAGCUGCAGGGCUACGCCCAGUCAUUGCUGAUGCAGCGGGUCAGCUUCUCGACAGAUCCCUCUGCUGAGUUUUUGCUGGAGGCAGCGAGCUCUGGCGUCGCGCCCUCGUCGUUCCCCGCAGUUGCAGCCGGGCCCAGAAUUGCAGAUGGGGCGGGGACGCUGGCUGGCGCAGACGGCGGCGCCAGCGGCGGCGCCGAGGGUGACGCGGUUGCGGCGGCGUCAGCCGCGCUAGCGGCGGCGCUGAGUAAGACGCCCCGGUUGACCCCAGAAGGCGGCGUGGCGGCCGUUGGUGGCAGCGGCAGCGGCAGCGGCAGCGCUGCUGGCAGCGCGGGGGGCAGCCUGGCGAGCUACAGGGGCAAAGGGCGCGGCAGCGCCGGCAGCGGCUGGGUCGAGGCGGCGCCCGCGGUCGGUCGCGCCGCGUCAGGCGGCUGGCCUGCGGGCCUGGGCCUCGACGCCUGCGCCUCAGCUGCGGGUUCCAAGGGAAGGCAGCCGGCCUCUGCCCUCGCACCCAGCCGCAGCGCCGGCGCCUCUGCCGCCGCCGGCGCGGCAGCGUGGGCCUCGGGGCCGCGCGGCGGCGGCAGCGGCCCGACCUUUGACGCCUAUGGCUUCGCCAGCGGGGCCGACGGUGACGUCAUCGUCGGGCCCAGCUUGGACCCUCGGACUUACUACGAGGCCGUCGCGCCCUCGGACUGGAAGCCGUCGGACGAGGAAGACCAGUCCUGCAUCGGACUGUACCGGCGCGCGUACUGCACCCACGCCGACGCGCUGUUCCCGCCCCUGUGGCUCGCGCUCGUGGGCGCUCUCACGCACAGCGGCCUGCUGCCGUUCUGGGGGCUCGCGCUGGCCGCGGCGGGCAGCUUCUUGCUGGGCUUGCGGCUGGUGGUCGUCGGGCUCGCGGGCGUGCAGCGGUCGCAGCUGCCCGCGGCCCGCGCCGCGCCGUCGGCGGUCGCGAGCCUUGAGGUCCUGUUUGCCGGCGUGGUCGCGUUCGACAUGCUGCCAGGCGCGUGGAUGGGCAUGGCGGGCGGCGCGGCGGUGACGCUCGCGGCGUGCUGCGCCGUCAUCGGUUUGCACCUGCGGACGUACCUUCUGGAUCCGGGGUUCACCCCGCUGCCUCCGCCAGAUCAGCGCGCGCACUGGCAGGGCGACGGCGCUGCCGGGGAGGCGUCCGGCGCACGGUCGCAGGGCGGGACAAAGUGCGGCGCAGCACCGUGUAAGGACGCGGCGGCGGCAGAGGGAGCAGAUGCUGCGCUGCUGCCUCUGUCGGAGCUGACAGGCGCCGCGGCGACCUUCACCGUCCACGGCCGGGGCGGCGGAGGCGGCAGCAACGGCGCGCAUGAUCAGGUGGCGAUGGCGGCAGAGCCCUCUGGAGGUGGCAAGGGCGCGCGCGGCACGGAGCCAGCCGCAGCUGCGUGCAGCAGCAGCGCGUGCGGCAGCGGCGCGUGUGGCAAACGCGGCGCAGGCCGGGCGCUGAACGGUUGCUGGACCUGCGGCGUGGAACGUAACUUGCGCAGCAAGCACUGCCCCUUCUGCAGGCGCUGCGUCGAGCGGCUGGACCACCACUGCUUCAUCAUGGGCAACUGCGUGGGCGCCGGCAACCAGCGCACAUUCCUGUUGUAUUUGCUGGCGCUGGUGGGCGCCCACCUCCUGUUCAUCCGCCUGGCUGUGUCACUGCUGAUCAGGGAUUUUUUGAAGCUCGAGGCCGCCGCGGCCCACGCCGCGCUCUCGGGCGGCGCCGCCGCCGCCGCGCCCGCGCCCGCGGCGCAGGGGCUCGCUCUGGCCUGCCGCGCGCUCUGGGCCGCGCGCGCCGCGCGCCCCGGCUGGCUGCUGCUGCUGCUGCUUGCCGCGCCGACGCUCGCCAUGGCAGCGGCGCUGCUCGCGCGGCACGCGCUGGCGGCGGCCGCGAACAUCACGGUGAACGAGUGGGUGAACCGGGGGCGUUACAUGUACCUUCGCCAUGAGUCAGCCGGCUACUGCAACCGCUUCGACCGGGGGGUCGCCUACAACUGUUGGUAG
Monoraphidium neglectum is the source of this 2352-nucleotide messenger RNA. RefSeq lists its product as hypothetical. NCBI's taxonomy places the organism in Eukaryota, Viridiplantae, Chlorophyta, Chlorophyceae, Sphaeropleales, Selenastraceae. Gene Ontology annotation, molecular function: protein-cysteine S-palmitoyltransferase activity. The transcript is spliced from 3 exons. The record is from RefSeq and is a predicted model, not a curated record. Gene Ontology annotation, cellular component: Golgi apparatus; endoplasmic reticulum. Bases 1 to 2352 code for a protein of 783 amino acids. Gene Ontology annotation, biological process: protein targeting to membrane; peptidyl-L-cysteine S-palmitoylation.